This is a messenger RNA of Schistosoma turkestanicum, 2445 nucleotides long. The record is from the annotation of a GenBank genome assembly. NCBI's taxonomy places the organism in Eukaryota, Metazoa, Platyhelminthes, Trematoda, Strigeidida, Schistosomatidae.
AUGUCCGUAAUCACAUGGGAUCAUGUAGACAAUCAGCAAACUUUGCUUACAGAAAAACAACUGGAAUCAAUAUUUCUGCUGAAUUCAUUGAAUUCAAUACACGGAGAAAUCACAUCAAGUAGUACUGCCAGUCGUACCACCUUCAUUGCUGAUCAGACUGAUAAAUACGAGGGUCAAACUACGCAAGAUAAUGUAUCGCUACAUUCAGCUUCACAUUUCUAUUCAUGGUUAUGGUCCGUUGAACAAAAUUUAAGUGAUGAGAUACCUGAAGCACCAAGUGAAUUUUUGACUUUCCUAUCUCGUAAAAAAUUGGAAUGUUCGAGGGUUUUGAGCAUUGUUGAAGAAAUUUUGUCCAAGUUAUCUAAUUUGGAAAAUAAUUACUUUAGCAUAUCGCAGAGUACUAAUGAAUUACAUGAGUUGUGUGAACAUUUAUUGAGGCAACAAAAUGAAAUGAUUGAAUACGCCACUUCUAUUGAAGAAUGUCUGGUUAAUUUUGUUCAAGUGGAUAUGAUUCAAGCUGAACUUGGAGUCUCUAAUUUCGUCGUAUCCCGCGAGAAAUUGUUGCCGAUUCUAAAUAAACUCGACUCAAGUUUACUUUAUUUUCGAGAACACCCAAAUUUUAAAGAAUCUCAAAAUUAUUCAAUCAAAGUAAAAUCCUUGCUUAAAAUUGCUCUUGAAUAUAUUAAAAGCAAUGUAACUAAUGUUAUGGAGAGAACUAUAAAUGAGCUUUUAGAGUUGCAUGAUGUUAUCAGUCCUGAAAACUCAUUUAUUUUACUUUAUGGACGAUUUCGUUCACAAGGACCAAAAAUACGCUCUUUGAUGUCACUUUUAGAAGAAAGAGUACACGUUGCUGAUGAAUAUGUUCAAAUAAUGCAAGAUUGUCAUAAAUUUUACUUACAUCAUCGAGAAGAACUAUUAACACCAGUUGCUCAAAAUGGAAUUUUAGAUCUUGUUCAAAAAUAUUCUGAUGAUCAUUGUGCAUUGCUUCGAUCUGCUGGAACAUUCAUGUUGCAUAUGUGUGAAGAUGAAAUGCGUUUGUUUAAUCAAUUCUUUUCACCGAAAUUUUCACAAUCAAUUAAUCAAAUGUUAAAUAAAUUAUGUCGAUGUUUAUAUGAUGCUGUUAGACCUUUAAUAAUUCAUAUCAACCAUAUUGAAAUAUUAUCUGAACUAUGUGAUAUAUUGAAAGAUGAAUUACUUCAACAUGAUGAGAUGAAAACUACAACUAAAUCACCAGACAUUGUAGCGUUUACUGAUCUUUGUGGUAUGUUACUGGCUGAUAUUCAAGAACGAUUAAUAUUUCGAGCACAUAUAUACAUUAAAUCACAAAUUUUCGGUUUUGUUCCAAGUCCUGGAGAUCUUUCUUAUCCUGAAAAAUUGGAAAUGAUGAGCGAUAUUGCAAAACGUGUCUCAAUGCCUAUCAAUGCAAACAAUGCAUCAGAUGAAAACAAGGAAUCUGAAAACUCGGAAGCAGUCAUUGCGGAAACUGAUUCUGCUGAAUCUAAUUCUCAGGAUAAUAAGCCUACUACUUCUGAUUUAGCAAUUCAACCAGGACCUAAUAUGUCUUUAGCUCCAGCAGAUUUGCAUGGUAUGUGGUAUCCAACAGUACGUCGUACUUUGGUAUGUCUUUCGAAACUUAGUCGUUGCUUAGAUGCUGAUUCUUUUCGUGGUUUAGCCCAAGAAUGUGUAUCUACAUGUGUGCAGUCAUUAGUGAAAGCAAGUGAUUUAAUUAGUCUCCGUCGGACAACAAUCGAUGGUCAAUUAUUUCUCAUCAAACAUUUAUUGAUACUUCGUGAACAAAUGGUACCAUUCGGUAUUGAAUUUCUAAUUAAAGAAACUAGCCUAGAUUUUUCUCCAUAUAAAAAUGUAGCACGUAGUAUUUGGGAACAAAAAGGAACUGGUUUAUUUUCAUUAACUAGAGAAAACGCAUUAUUACGAUUCUUAUUAGAAACACCAAAUGCUGUUGAUAUUGAAUUAGAUUCUAGGCGUCAAUUAGAUAGUCAAUUAAAAUAUACAUGUGAAUUACUUAUUGAACAACAAGUUUUACAAUUAACCGGUGAAUUGUCAAAUUUUCUUAAACGGGCUCAUUCUAUUCUCGCUGCUCCAGGUGCACGUCUUUCUGACCAACCCUUUGCAAAUCCAUCAUACAUAAAAGAAAUGGUUUCAAAUGCGCAUCGAUUACUCUGUAUGGCACUUGGUCGUAAUUCCAGUUCAAAUCGUUCUGAUACGAUAAAACACCAUACUAUACCGAAUUUACGAAAAUGUUUACAUAUUUAUCUAGCUAAUCCAGUGACAGAAAAUAUUUUAUUACGUCGUAUUCAAUCAGGUGUUAUAUCACAGUGGAGAUCUAUGUAUCAAUUGUUAAUUGAUAAUUAUAAUGAUGAAGAUCGUAUGAUAAUUGGUUGUCCGACAGAAAGUCAAAUUCGACUUAUAUUUCAAGAUAUUUGA